CUCCUCCAGUCUCAGAGGAGCUGUCGGAGGCCGUCACCAUCAUCCCCGUCACUCAGGGCUUAAUGUCGCCGUGGGAACCGAACAGCAGCUCGCCGCCGGCUGUGACCUUUGACCCCGACCCGACGACCUACGACCCCUGGCACCUCCACCUGGACCUCCACCGGCGCUCCUGCCCCGGGUUCCCCGCGCUGCUCCCAGCCUCGUCCUCAGACACAGCAAACACCAGCGGUUCCUCCCGGCGGUCCUCGUCUUCCUCUGAGGCCGGCGGCCCCCUUCAGGAUGUGGAUUCACCUUCAGAUCCACCUGGCUGCUCCAGAGAAACGUCUCCCUGCAGCUCCUUCAAAGAGGAAGAGCUCCUCAGCAGGUCCAGAGGAGACCCAGAUCCUGGAUCCUCCGAGAGACCCGGAGGAGGCUCCCAGAAGGAUCCGGUCCAGGUUUCCGUGUCCGAUGAACAGGAGCGUUCUGCCGCCGGCUCCCUCACCAGCUCCGAUGGGAGCUCCACCCCCGUCGCCUCCUGCUCCCCCAGCGGCUCCACCGCCAGCCUCCACGAGGGCCAGAACCAGAACCGGGUCGCCGAGAGAAAAACCAGUAACGCCGCCCUGCAGACCGGCGGCCCCUCCAGGAAGUUCUCGGCCCCGGCCCUCCGGUUCACCAGAGGGGUGAGCGUAGGAGGAGUGGGCUCCUCUACGGGGGUCCACCAGAACCAGAUCUACCACCCGUUCCCCAGCAGGAAGGCCCCGAGGAUCUCCGAGGCCGCCCGGAGGCUGGGGAUGUACUCGUCCUUCUGAGGAACAGAAGAGCUCCAGCUGUCAGUCAACACGUGACUCUCUGAGAUCAAUACCAAGAAAUUUAAUAAGUUGUGAAUAAAUAACUUCCCUGGUGAAAUAAAGAAUAAAUAAAAAUACAA
Micropterus dolomieu (smallmouth bass) is the source of this 907-nucleotide messenger RNA. RefSeq lists its product as uncharacterized. Bases 63 to 788 code for a protein of 241 amino acids. Lineage: Eukaryota; Metazoa; Chordata; Actinopteri; Centrarchiformes; Centrarchidae. The transcript is spliced from 2 exons. The record is from RefSeq and is a predicted model, not a curated record.